Molecule: messenger RNA, 1040 nt
Organism: Periophthalmus magnuspinnatus
Lineage: Eukaryota; Metazoa; Chordata; Actinopteri; Gobiiformes; Gobiidae
Gene: rsph3
Product: radial spoke head 3
Exons: 8
Coding region: 60-1040 (326 amino acids)
Cellular component (GO): cilium
Source: RefSeq, a predicted model, not a curated record
CCAUCACACACUCAGGACAGCGCGCACAACUGAUCAACAGGCACUUGUAGGAGUAAAACAUGGCAUUUGUUUCCCAGAGAGAGACGAGCGAGACUUACACCUUCUCCAGCCGUCCCAGAGCUGUGGAGAGGCGAGCCCGCUACAGAGAGGAGCCCUCAGAGCAGACUCAAAGCCACUAUGGAAAUAUCAUGUACGACCGCCGCGUGGUCAGAGGAAAUACCUAUGCCCAGCGCAUUCUACCCACUACCACUCAAGCCGAGUUGGCAGAGAUGCAGAGGCAGCAGGAGCAGAGGAGGAAAGCUGUUGCCCGGAGAAGAGCUCGUGAGCAAGUCCGAGUGAAAACUCCAGAGGCUCUGCAGGGCCGACAGCACAUAGAGGUCCAGACUGAGCUGUACCUGGAGGAGCUGAGUAACAUAGUGAUGGAGAGUGAUGCGCAGUGUCAGACAGAGGCUUUCCUGGACAGACCGAACACUCCUCUGUUUGUCCCAGCCAAGUCUGGUGUGGACGCGGAAACUCAGAUACAGGAUGGAGAGCUGUUUGACUUUGACCGGGAGGUGCAGGGCCUCUUGGAGGUGUUGGUGGGGAAAGUGAUAGAGCAGUCUCUGUUAGAGGUGAUGGAGGAGGAGGAGCUGGCCUGUCUGCGAGCUCAGCAGAGAGCAUUUGAGGAGAGACGGAACGCACAACUGUGUGAAGUCCAGAGACUACAGGAACAGGAGAGGAGGCACAUGGAGGAGAAGGAGCGGAGAAUUGCUCAGCAGAAGGAAGUCUUGAAGAAAGAAAAGGAAAUAGCGCAGAAGAUUGCGGCUCGGGCGUACACACAGCAGCACCUGGCCAACCUGGUCCCAUCCAUCUUCACGUCUUUGCGAUGCCACGGUUUCUUUGUCGAUACAGUGCAAACAGAUGUUGAAACCAAUUUCAUGCCAUGGUUGAUGAAUGAGAUUCACUCAGUGUUGGAUAAGAGAUAUGCAGCCAGAUCUGUGUUGGAUGAUAUAAUAAAAGAGGUGGCACUGAAGCGACUUCCUGAAGGGACAGACCUUUAG